AUGUAUUUACUUUCACCAGAUGUCCAAAAGCCACCCACACUUGACAAUAGCAUAAAUGAAUCAUUGGCCUCUAUUGCAAAAAAGCAACAAGAGAAGACACCUCUGACCAAUGAACUAGCGUCAACAGUUGAGGCAUUUAGGGCGCAGAAUAUACAAAGUGCCAAAUCAAGACUUAACGUAUGUGCGGAGGACAUCAGAGAACAGUUGGAAAGAUUGGGUAACACUUCGGAGCUGUGUUCACAAUUAGGUGCAGUUCUUGGAAUGCUUGGCGACUGCUGUCGAGCGUUGGGGGAUGCUGCUUCUGCAGCUACCUAUUUUGAAGAGAGUGUUGACUUCCUUUCAAAGUUGCCAAUGGAUGACUUAGAGGUGAAACAUACUGUCUCUGUUUCCCUUAAUAAAAUUGGUGACCUUAAAUACUAUGAUGGAGAUCUGCAAGGUGCAAGAUCUUAUUAUUAUCGAUCUUUGGAUGUUCGUCGAACUGCUAUCAAGGAUCGUUCGGAUGCCCCAUCCCAGACUUUGGAUGUGGCUGUUUCUCUCGCCAAAGUUGCUGAUGUAGACAGGAAUCUUGGUAAUGAGGACUUGGCUAUAAAUGCAUUUGAAGAAGCCAUAAAAUGUUUGAAGUCUUUGACACUGGAUUCUAAUCAGACUGUGCUCGAGCACCGGAGGCUUUCAGUGCUUGAGUUCGUUCAAAACCAGUUAGCAGAGAAUACUUCCACUGCUUCAGUUUGAGCUUUUGAGGUCCUCCCUGCUUCCCCUUUUGGAACUUAAAAAUUCGUCAUAUUUCGCCUAUGAUUUUUCUUAUCCAAAGCUCGCGUAAAGUGAUCGUGUUACUGGUUCAGCUGCAUCCUUCUUAUGGUUUGUUGUUCCAAAUACACAGUUGAUUAAAUGUGGCCUACUUCAUACUCUUAAGACCGAAAAAUGUAUAUGCUUUGUAUAGUGAAUACCAUACUAGAGCAGUUCAAAUAAUAUGCCACAUUUGCUAUUGUGGAAUCAGAAUUAUUUUUUGUUAAAUAGGAUAAUAAUAAUAAUAAUUUUAUUUUAA
Macadamia integrifolia is the source of this 1042-nucleotide messenger RNA. RefSeq names its product protein NCA1-like. Gene Ontology annotation, molecular function: protein binding. The record is from RefSeq and is a predicted model, not a curated record. Lineage: Eukaryota; Viridiplantae; Streptophyta; Magnoliopsida; Proteales; Proteaceae. Bases 1 to 729 code for a protein of 242 amino acids. The transcript has 6 exons.